AUGAAGUGCAAAAUAGCAGUUCUAGUCGCUUUCCUUUGCUUUUGGGUGGUUUGUGCUGAGGAAGCGGCGAAAGGAGACCAGAGAAUUGUGGGAGGAAAGGCUGCAGAGGAACCUUAUCCCUACCAAAUCUCUCUCCAGGUGUUUGUGAAGGGUAACAAAGUGGGUCCUUUCGGUCGAGAUGAUGGAUUCCGUCACAACUGCGGAGGGUCAAUCAUUAACGAUUACUACGUGGUCACGGCAGCUCAUUGCGUUGAAGAUUACUCAGUUGAGCGUCUUGAAAUCCUCGCUGGCACCAAUAAACUCGACAGCGGCGGCGAAAGAUACAAAGUCGACAACUAUCUCAUCCAUCCUGACUACGAGAAGCUCAACACCAGCGAUAUUGCCUUGAUGAGGACAACGCGCCCAUUCAAUUUCUCCAAUCCUAACAUUGGCACAAUCGACUACAACGAUGAGUUCAUUGGCGGAGGCGUUGAAUGUGUGCUUACUGGCUGGGGUUACACGACUCCUAUCAGGAUUGGAGAUCCUCCAAAUGACCUGCAAGAAGUCUACGUUCCCACAAUCACUAACGAACAGUGCCGCGAGGAGGGAAUGAACGUGAAUCCCACUGAAAUCUGCACAAAGUCUGAGAAGUUUCUCACCGGCGCUUGUGGAGGUGAUUCUGGAGGUCCACUGGCCAUUAAGGAUCGCAAUCUCCUUGUUGGAAUCGUGUCUUAUGGCACAAUCAUCUGUGCGAUGGGCGCUCCUGAUGUUUUCACCAGAGCCUCAGAGUUUAAGGACUGGAUCGAUGAGAACAGCAGAAGCGAUGCCACGAGUAAUCAGUUAAUUCUGAAACCUGUGAAGAUGAAGUUUCUGGUCUUGAGUGCUCUUCUCUUUGUCAUCCUGGCGCCUUUUGCAGGAGGAGAAAGAAUUGUUGGAGGUGGAAAUACGCAGAAUGCGUUUCCCUACCAAAUUUCCCUGCAACUCUUCCACAGAGGACAGUUUCGUCACAUUUGCGGUGGCUCGAUAAUACACGAGCGAUUUGCCAUCACAGCUGCUCACUGCUUAGAGAUGUUUCAGGCUGAUAGACUCGAGAUUUUGGCCGGAACUUCCAAUCUCAAGAGUGGUGGCGACAGGUACAAAGUCCAGCAAUUCUGGAUUCAUCCAGACUACCAGCAACUCUACACCAGCGACAUUGCUGUGAUGAGAACAGACAGGCCUUUUGAUUUUUCCAAUCAGAACAUCUCGAAAGUGUCGUACAGCGAUGAAUACGUUGACGGUGGCGAAAAAGUUACUCUCACGGGAUGGGGAAACAUUUACCCAUUAAGACCUGGCAAGAUUCCUGACGAUCUUCAGGAAGUCAACUUGGUGACAGUCAGCCACAGCACUUGCAGCAAUUUCCACAAUCUCUCUUCAACGGAAAUCUGCACUCACAGACUCUUCGGUGGCGCUUGUGGAGGUGAUUCGGGAGGACCUCUGGUGCUGAAGAAGAACCAGCAACUCAUCGGCGUGGUGUCUUACGGAUUGAGGAUUUGCGGCACUGGCUAUCCGGAUGUCUUCACCAGAGUGUCGCCGUUCAAGCCGUGGAUCGAUGAGCGCUGCGCCAUGGCGGAGGAAGAGUGAUUGCAGACGAAUGACUAAAU
Phlebotomus argentipes is the source of this 1619-nucleotide messenger RNA. Its product is annotated as transmembrane protease serine 3-like. Lineage: Eukaryota; Metazoa; Arthropoda; Insecta; Diptera; Psychodidae. The coding region runs from base 1 to 1599 and encodes 532 amino acids. Gene Ontology annotation, biological process: proteolysis. The record is from RefSeq and is a predicted model, not a curated record. Gene Ontology annotation, molecular function: serine-type endopeptidase activity. The transcript has 6 exons.